CUAGUUGUGUGAGAGAGAGAACACGCCAUGCUGCACAGUUCUUACCAUCACCCUCUGCUAAGAGAAUGGCAGGCUGGAAACACUUCCAUAACUGCCGACAGACUUGUCUAUCCCAUCUUCAUCACAGAUGAUGCAAAUGGUGUACAGCCAGUGGCCAGUAUGCCAGGUCAGUGUCGUUACGGUAUCAACAAACUGAGGCAGGUGUUAUCUCCCCUGGUUGACAAGGGUCUGAAAUGUGUGCUGCUGUUUGGGGUACCUACGAACUUACCAAAGGAUGCGAGAGGAUCUUCUGCGGACUCUCCAAAUACCCCUGUCAUACUUGCUCUCAAGGCAUUGAAGACCUGGUUCCCGGGACUACUGCUUGCCUGUGAUCUCUGUAUCUGUCCCUACACUUCACAUGGACACUGUGGUAUACUGUUUGAAGAUGGGACAGUACACAAUGAAGCAAGUAUUUCACGUCUUGCGGAAAUUGCAGUGGCGUAUGCAAAAGCAGGCUGCCAGGUGAUCGCACCCUCUGACAUGAUGGACGGCAGAGUUGGAGCCAUCAGGGAAGCGUUGUGUGCGGCCAAACUGGGUAGCAGAGUGUCUAUCCUGAGUUACAGCGCUAAGUUUGCCUCAGCUUUCUACGGACCGUUUAGAGAUGCUGCCAUGUCUGCGCCUAGUUUUGGGGACAGGAAGUGUUAUCAGCUCCCCCCAGGCUCCGUGGGACUAGCACAGAGAGCUGUGGACCGUGAUGUGGCAGAAGGUGCAGACAUGUUGAUGGUCAAGCCUGGUAUGGCCUACCUGGACAUUGUGAAAAUGACAAAAGACAAAUAUCCUACCCACCCUCUAGCUAUUUACCAAGUAUCGGGAGAAUACGCCAUGUUGUACCAUGCAGCUCAGAAUGGAGCCUUUGACCUGAAGACUGUGGUGUUGGAGGUGUUACAAGGAAUGAGACGAGCAGGUGCUGACAUCAUUAUUACUUAUUUCACGCCUCAACUUCUGGACUGGCUUCAUCAGUAAUCCCAACUUCACACAUCAAUUUCUGGACUGACUUCAUCAGUAAUCCCAACUUCACACCUCAACUUCUGGACUGGCUUCAUCAGUAAUCCCAACUUCACACCUCAACUUCUGGACUGGCUUCAUCAGUAAUCCCAAAUUCACACAUCAAUUUCUGGACUGGCAAAACUUCUGCUUGUGUGGUGAAACUCUCUGAAGAGGAAAGACAUGACCCAUCUGCACUCAGGAAACCAGCAGAUGCCAUAUGUUAAUUGUACUGUUAUGAAUAUACUGUAUACAAAUAUCACAUAUCCCCACCUUUACAGGUAAUCUGGCAAUUUUAAUGGGCCUUUAUGUGUAGUACCCUUUAAUAUUUGGAUUGGAUUCAGGGAAUAUUUUAACUAGCAAUCAAUAAAUUGACAGAUAUAUAUUUUUUUUACAAUAAUGAGAUCCAUUGAAAGUUUGUGUUUUAAUUUCCAAAAACUAUAAACAGGUACCAUAGGUAUAUAUGCACAGAUGUCCCCAAACUCUGUGACAUGUACCUGAACUCUUUGACGUGUACCUUAACGCUGUGACGUAUACCUGAAAUCUGUGACGUGUACCUGAACCCUGUGACAUGUACCUGAACCCUGUGACGUGUACCUGAACCCUGUGACAUGUACCUGAACUCUUUGACGUGUACCUUAAUGCUGUGACGUGUACCUGAACUUUGUGAUGUAUACCUGAAAUCUGUGACGUAUACCUGAACUUUGUGAUGUAUACCUGAACUCUGAGACGUAUACCUGAAAUCUGUGACGUAUACCUGAACUUUGUGAUGUAUACCUGAAGUCUGUGACGUAUACCUGAAGUCUGUGACGUACAUGUAUACCUGAAGUCUGAGACGUAUACCUGAAGUCUGUGACAUAUACCUGAAGUCUGUGACGUAUACCUGAACUUUGUGACAUAUACCUGAAGUCUGUGACGUAUACCUGAACUCUGUGACGUAUACCUGAAGUCUGUGACAUAUACCUGACGUUUGAGACGUAUACCUGAAGUCUGUGACAUAUACCUGAAGUCUGUGACGUACACCUGAACUCUGUCGUAUACCUGCACUCUUUGACAUAUACCUGAACUGGUGACAUUAUAAUGUUAUAGUUGUAACAGGGCAUUAUAAUUAUGGUUAAAUAGCCAAACUCUGUUACGUAUGCACAAUGUAACUGAAAUCCUGCUGUGAAACUGGGCAUUAUGAUGAUGGUUAAUUGGACAGAUGUGAAGGUGGGGUUGAAGAUCUCUUUAAAGUCUAGGCAUUAUAAUUUAAAGGGUGAUCUCACCCAUGCCAUGAAAUUCCGUAGUUUACUUUAGUUUAACUGGUUUGACUGUAGCUUGAGGUCAGGGGAGUACGGCCUCGAGUUCCUGGUCAAUUGAGGUGGUAUAUUUCUUGAAUUGCAAAA
Messenger RNA from Liolophura sinensis, 2408 nucleotides. RefSeq names its product delta-aminolevulinic acid dehydratase-like. The record is from RefSeq and is a predicted model, not a curated record. The coding region runs from base 28 to 1002 and encodes 324 amino acids. Gene Ontology annotation, molecular function: zinc ion binding; porphobilinogen synthase activity. Lineage: Eukaryota; Metazoa; Mollusca; Polyplacophora; Chitonida; Chitonidae. Gene Ontology annotation, biological process: heme biosynthetic process. The transcript is spliced from 9 exons. Gene Ontology annotation, cellular component: cytosol.